Messenger RNA from Gryllus bimaculatus (two-spotted cricket), 6507 nucleotides. Lineage: Eukaryota; Metazoa; Arthropoda; Insecta; Orthoptera; Gryllidae. The record is from the annotation of a GenBank genome assembly.
UUUUAUGCGACUUAAAGUAUUAACCGGUAAAACUUCGUGGAAACAUGAAUUCAUUGAAGUAAAACUGGGAAACGAUGGUAAAGUUUCCCAGUCUGGUUAAUGAUAUGUCAAGUUUGGAAUUAAACGAAGAAAGAUUCUGCGCUAAUUAUUGGACUGCUUAAUAAACAUGUGAAGGGAAUAAGUAGCACCGAAAUGGAAAUUAUAAAAUAUUACUUUUGUCAGAAGCCAACUGCAGAAGACGAUUAAAUCGGUCCAAUAAUGACGUGAUCACAAUGCAACAUUUUCUGUGGGGAAAGGUAGUUUUGGUGCUUGUGGCUGUAGUUGCCAUUCUUCAAGUUGUUCACUUGGUUCUCCUUAGUAGAUUAGAGUCUAGACAUCAUAGACAUGAUGAACAAACCGAUCCUGUGUCAUCUUCAGGAAAUGAGGUGGAUGCUGCUUUUGCCAUUCUUGCACGUAACCUGCACCAAGGCAGAGUCCUCGAUGCCAGUGGGGAAUACCAGGUGGUACCCAACCUAGCGUUGGGCACGAGAAUGCCUGCAGUUCGCUCUCUGGGUGCUCUGCCUGAUGUCACACUUGCGACUCAAUGCUCUUAUAAUCAUCUGUACUCUAUUGUACCUCUGGUUCAACGGUGGCAGGGACCUAUCUCAGUUGCUGUAUUUGCUGAAGAACACGAUUUGUCAGAGGCUCUGUGGGCUAUCGUAGGCCUGCGCCUGUGUCACACAGAAGUACGGCAGAACGUGUCAUUUCAGCUUGUGUCGCCUCUACUUGCUGGAGGCCAUCCGCCCCUCACAGCUCCUCCUGACUCUACAUCUCCCUGCCAUCUCAAGAGGACACAGAGGCCUGACCAGCACAACUACGCUGGCUCUCAUAGCUUCCCCAACAAUCUGCUACGCAACGUUGCGAGGAGAGGGGUGGCAACUGAGUUUGUGUUGGUGGUGGAUGUGGAUAUGUUACCUAGUGCCAAUCUGCGGCAGGAUUUCUACAAUUUUGCAGUCAAAAGUAGAUUGUUUAGUGAAUCUCGGCGUGAAGAUAAGACUGUGUAUGUUGUACCUGCAUUUGAAGUAAGAGAAAAUGUUCCUGCACCUAGGAUCAAAGCUGAAUUACUUCAACUGGCUGAUAAAGGCGAUUUGCGACCAUUUUACAUUGAACUCUGUUGGAAGUGCCAGAAGGAGCCUCCGUCAUCUGGAUUAUCACCUUUGUUUGAGGUUCUCUGGAAAGACCCUUGGGAACCAUUUUACAUUGCCAGAAAUUCAGUGCCAUUUUAUGAUGAACGCUUCAAGCAAUAUGGGUUUAAUAGAAUCAGCCAGGUUUGUGAAUUGCAUGUGGCUGGAUAUAAAUUCUCAGUACUUAAUAAUGGAUUUUUAGUCCAUAGAGGUCUUAAAACCACCUCUUCUUUUCAUCUAAACAAGGACCUUGACCAAGAGAGAAACAGGUUACUUUUCAGACAAUUCAAGGUGGAACUGAGAGAGAAAUACCCAGAGUCGUCCAGAAGAUGCUACUGACAUUUACUACCAGGCUGGGAUAUCGUUGCUUCUCAGCUUAACACUUCCAAAGAGCAAUUUUCUGAACAUACUGAGCUCUGCAAAUGAAAUUUUCUCAGGAUCUUAGUCCUUCUGCAUCUUCUGAUAAGUUUUGAGAAGGACUUAGUCAUUCAGGUUUUCCAGAGCUUAAGAAAAAUCUCAGAGAAAGACAGUGAUAUUUGAUGAUCACAGUUAUCUGAAAAUGAGAACAUAAUGAGCCUAGGGAAUGAACCUAUAGUCCAGGGUGAGUUACUUCAGCUGGAAAAAAAGCAGACUUGUGUGUUCCUCAUAAUAUUAGCAAUAAAUAAUUUGUGCCUUUCCAAGACUCCAAGCAUUACUGUAGACUUGGGAGAUAACCAACAUCAUUUAUGAAGAGCAAAGGCAAUGCAAUUCUCAUAGCCAGCAAGUGGGCUAAAGUACUGACGGCCUAAAACUAGGUGCACUUCAGGGCUGUUGUAAUUUGCAACUCAAUUUUGUCAAUUCAGAAAUUUGUUUUUUGUUUUUGUUUGUAUCCAAAAAAAAGUAGAUUUUAUCUUUGGCAAUAUGUAUAACAAUUCUCAGAACUUUGACUCGCUAUAAGCACAACCAUCUGGGCAUUAGAAGAGAAAUUGCGUAGAAACUUUCAUGCAGUAACAAAAAGUUUCUCAGGAAAAUGGCAUUACAAACAUUUGUUCAUUUAAUCAGAGGAAGACCUUGGCGAAUAUUUUUUCCCACCUGAAAUGACUUGCCCUGUAAAUUGUGUUGGUUUGAAAUAUCAGUAAAAAGGUUAUUUGGCAAACUGUUGUGUUGGCCAUUGCUGAUGUUAAGAUCAAGGUACUCAGAUGAUUCAGCCAAUGUGUGUGUUUCAAAAGAAAACCUUACUGGAGGGUUUAAAGCAUAACAUAGAUAAGUCACCAAAUAUUACCAAAUAUAUUUAUGAUAUUGCAUCAUCCGGCAGAAUUUAUGUAUUAUUUGGCAAGAAAUAUAAUUGAUGUAGAUGGAGUACCAAGACCAUGGGAAAAAGAGAAAGUAAUUCAGUAUGAUUUCCUAUUAUGAGAAAUAGAAUAAAUUGUAGUUUAUGGACUGAUUUUAAUUUUCCAUUUUGGUAACUAAAAUGCAAUCACAAUAGCAACUAUAUUGGGAAAUUUUCGAUAUCUUUUUCUUUCAUCCAUGUAGCCUUUUCUUUCUUUUAUCAAAAUAGAAACUUGAAACCCUAUGAUUAACAUAAACAUUAGUAACUACAAGUUACGAAACAGACAGUUUGCUGAAUGGAAAUAGCCAGGUCCCAAAUUGCCAAGGUCAAUUAUUUUCCUUGUCAACAUUGUUUAAUAUAUUGUUAUGACCAACUGAAUAUUGAGAAAGUCUUCUGCCUAAAAUAAGUAAUGAAAAUCUCUGUUGAAGGGUUAGUUAAUAUAUGGAGAUGCAUUUCGUUAUUUUUAUUUAGAAAAGGAUCUUGGAAGCAGACAAUGAAAACUAGUUUUUGUAUUUUGUGUGAACACAAUCUAACAGAAGAUAAUAAGUAUGGGAAGAUUAUGUAAGGAAGCCAUAUCUUGAUUUUUUGAAUGUAGAUCUCAGUGCACUAUUUCUAUAUAGUAACCUAAUUUAUGUAAUAUAAAAAAUAUUAAAACAUAGCUGAUAAAAAAUAAAUGUAAAACUUCAAGGAAAAUUUUUAGGGUGUGCCUGCUUAGAAUCUUAUAAAAUAGUUCACUUGAAAUGUGAAUUAAAUGAGAAUGCUGUAACGAUUAUGGCACUACUUAUAUAAUCUGUGUCUUCCUAAAAUUUUAGCACGUAUUUGAGUGAGAAAACAUAGACUGCACAACAAGACAUUCUAUGAUGCUUUUGUCAUCAAAUGACUUUGGUUUUAUAAAGCUUAAAUGAAACAAAAUGUGCACAAUUGCUUACUUUAUAAGAGAGAAAUUUGUAAGAAUAUUAAAGAUAUUUUGUACAAUCUUAGAUUUAAGCUUUGGUUUGAUCUGAUAUUUAUAUUUUUCUUUGCCGUGCGUAUUUUUAUUGUGAAUAUUGUGGGUGUAUCACUAAGUUAAUAGCCUACUGUAUUUACCCAAGUAUAAAAUUACCCUCUAUGUUUUUGCAACUACAAAUCAGUCUAUGAGGAAUUUAUCAUCAUCUUCAUCUUGUUAUUGAUAUUAAAAACAUUCUGAUAUUUUUGAAACAGAUGCAUUAAUACAAUUUUUUAAUAAUAUAUUUUGCUUAAUGCUUUGGCCCUUAUUACCUUAUUAGGUUUGACUCUUACUAGGGUCGAAGGCCUCAAUAAGGUAUGAAGUGUUAAACAAAAUAAAGUAUUGAAAAAUUGCAUUAAUGUGUCUCUUGAAAAAGUCAGAAUAUUUGUACCAUUGAAAUUAAUUCUCCAAAAUUUACAUGAGUACAUAAAAACCCAUUUUUACAACUGAUGUUUCCUAGGGUCUUAAAACUUGCUUUUUAGGGCCUUUGGUUGUCAUGAGUUAUGUUCCUCAUGACGUAUUCCAGAAAAUGAGGUAUUUUGAUAUCUUCUAUCACAUUUUUGGGAGUUUGACUCUCAAUAGGCAAACAGAAUCUCAUGCUGUAGUAAAAGUACAUUUUUCUUUGUGUGCAAAAAUUAGAUGAAGAAAACUAAAAAAAAAAAUAUAAAAUUUGGGUAAAUACGUAAUUACUGUGAGAGAUUAUUUAAUGUCAUUUUCUACAAAAAAAGUUAUUUAAUAAUAAGUAAUAAGUAAUUUAAUGGAUUCACUUUUCCUUUUUGUCAUUCUUAUACAAGUUUCAUUAUAAUUUAUUUGAUACAUUUUUAUUGCACAACAGAUUGGAAAAUAUAAUUCUGUCAAUUUUGGCAUCUCAUUGAAAUGCUAAAACAAUCUUUUAGAUUCACAAGCAUUUAAUUCACAAUGAACAAUUUUCAAUAGUUUCGAUAUGAAAAGAUGACAUUGGCACUUGGAUGAAUCACUUAUGAUGGCCCCAUGAAAUAUUUUGUAAACAGUUGAAAAUUUUAGUGAAAGAAACUGUUUAAACUACAUUUUUAAUGUCAGAGAUGAAAAUGAAUGCUGGUAUGUGUAUUAAGCCUUUCAUAUUAUAUUUGACAAUCUAAUACACAUUUACAUUAAAUCAUCCUGUCCUUAUUUUGCAUCUUCCAAGUGCAUGACAUGCAAAAAUUCAGUAUUGUUUAACAAAAAACUAAUGUUGGUUAAUUUUUCAGAACUACCCUUUUAGAGCGAUUUCGAGAUACAGUUUAUUCUUAUCUAAAGUUUUCCAUUUUGUACAGUAGAUAUAUCUAUUUAUUACAUUAUUCUCCCACAUCAUAAAAUGUGUUGUAAAAAGAAUAUUUUAUUUCCAUUUUCCUCUUUGGAGACCCUGUUUUCCUUAACAUUAGGCUCAAGUUUUGUAUGCAUGUAAGAAAAAUUGUUCCAGAUAAAAGUUACCAACAUUUUGGAAAUAGUUGAAAGACUGCACUCUUAUAUUCAAUACUUGAUUUUUUUGUUUCUGUUUCUUUCAGGUAGUAGUAAAUAGAUAAUCUGAAAAAGUAGGUAAUUCUAGUGUCAAUCUUCAGUGAUUCACUCAGUUUUUUGUCAAAGAAAAAUCUUCACAUGAAGUUUAUUGCAUAAUUUAAAAAAUAAUGUUGUGUUUUUCUAAGAAGUACAUAUUUGGAAAACCAAUCUAAUUGAAGAUACUGAAAUAAAUAUUUUCAAUUCUUAUGUUGAAUUAUUUAUCACGUAUAUGUCUCUACAAAGAAAUUCAAGUAUUUUAAUUUUACUACUUCAAAUAGAUUUGAUACCAAAUGUAUACUUCUUACUAUAUAUAAUUUAUUCGUUUUGUAUGUAACAAUUGACAUAAUGUUCAUCACAAAAGGAAUUUCUGAUAUAUCUUAUUUGAAACUUGAAGUAGUAUGAAGCCUAUGUGAAAGAUGUGAAAUUUUAAUGAAGUAAACAAAAGUAAUGUGAAGUAAAUAGUUUUUAUCAGUAGUAAGAAUUAAGCUUUGAUUUUUAAUUUUUUGGAGGUGGUAAUAAGUUAUUAAAAUUUACAAUUUAAUUUUAUGAAUUAAAAACAUUGUAUGACUUAUGUGAAUGAUUGUUAUUGAUUUUUGUGAUGUUUAAGCCUCUAUUUCUAUAUAGGGAAAUUAUUGUUAAUUCUUUCCUUAUCUGUUUCUGUUGCUAUUUUUGUUGAAAAGAAACUUUGCUAUAACAAGCAGUAUGGCAAUCUACAUUCCUCUGAUUGUACUUUUGUAUUCAUGUUGAGAAAAGAAGUGAGCUUGCAGGGAAAAGUAAGGCAUCAAGCAGUAAAAUUUGUAAAACAGAAUAAUGUGUGAUAUUUUGAAUUAUUUCAAAAAUUUAAGAAAGAAAUUAAAAUCCUGCAAUCACCUGUGAACUACCAGAAAACUUACUGCCCUGCCUUCCACUUUGAUUUGAAAUGAAUUAAAGAUUAAACAAUAUUUGUAAAGCUUUGGCACCAAAAAGUUUUAAUCUCUUGUAAUUCACCUUUAUUGUUUUUCUUUUUUUACUAUAUUUUUUAUGUGUCAAUGGUAAUAACUUGCAUAGAUGAUUUACAACAGCUGUCUAUUGGGAGAUGUUUUAUAUGUAAUUUGGCUAUCAAAAGCCUAAUUAAAAUAUUGUUCUUUUGUUUAGGUAGUAAGAGAAGUGUACAAUUUUUAUUACCAUGUAAUACUCAUCAAUAGUCAUGUCAAAAUACCAAAGAAACAUGGACUGAAUAUUUUGUUUUAUAUCACUAAUUGACAUUAUUGAAUAAAAGCACUAGUGAGUUAGCUACUGUGUUUGAAAUUUCACCUUGCAUUUCCUACUACAAGGUCUAAUAUUUAAUUUCUUGCAUUUUUUUGUUCUGUAUGAUCUCUAAUGAUAAGUAGUAAUUGUAUUAACAAUAAGAAAAAUGAUUUUUAUAUCCUAAACAUCUUUUACUUGAAAUUAUGUAUUUAAAUAACAAGAAAUUAUGAAAUCACGAUACAGCUAGUGGUGCUAAAACAGCAUGUACUUCCUUGCCUUUAGUAAAGGUUAUGUAACACUGCUUUUAC